Messenger RNA from Gallus gallus (chicken), 5446 nucleotides. RefSeq names its product coiled-coil domain containing 141 (gene CCDC141). Gene Ontology annotation, molecular function: protein binding; guanyl-nucleotide exchange factor activity. Gene Ontology annotation, biological process: axon guidance. Gene Ontology annotation, cellular component: cytoplasm. The coding region runs from base 142 to 5298 and encodes 1718 amino acids. NCBI's taxonomy places the organism in Eukaryota, Metazoa, Chordata, Aves, Galliformes, Phasianidae. The transcript is spliced from 29 exons. The record is from RefSeq and is a predicted model, not a curated record.
GGCGGAGUAAUCAGUGUUAGCUGAGCUCUCUCACUGAAUGAAUCCAAGCAACCCUGCUUGUUGCUUUCUGAAAUGAAGGGCAGACUUUGUAUGAGCCUUUCUAAGUCUGCUUUAAUGUAUGAAGUUCCGCUUUGAAACACCAUGUCAAAUGAAGCCGGUUUGGAGCAGAAGCUUUCUACAACAACCCUCAGUUCGGUUGCUGUUCAGGCCGGGAACGCCAGUAUUGUUAUAGCUGUGCUGAAGUGUGGAAAAUGGGUGAAGCUUCAGCUGGCUGAAUCAACACCAAAUUUAUUAGAAAUUGGCAGCAAUCAAGAUGAAACCAGAAAACUGCUACAAGAUCAUGAACUCCUCCUCACUAAACUUAAGGCUUUGGAAGAUAAGGUGUGGGACCUGCUGCAUGAAGCAGACAAGGCUGCCGAGGAGAACAAGGAGAAGAGUCAAGUGUAUGAUGCCAUGGCAGAGACGCUUGGGGAUGCGUGGGAUACCCUCAUCAUUAUGUUAGAGAAGAGACAGGCACUUCUGGAACUUACUAUGGUGUUCUUUGAAAAUGCUCUGGAGUUUGCUGUUAAAAUUGACCAAGUUGAAGAUUUCUUGAAAAAUGCUCAAGAAUUUGACAAUAUUGAUAAUUUAAGAGAACUCCUUCUUCAACAGGAGCAUCAUACAAAAGAGCUCUUGGAAAAGUCACUUGCACUUUUGAACAAAAGCCAUGAACUAACUGAAUUCAUCGAAGAAUUCAAACGUGAGGGACCAAACGCAAAUACUGAGGUGAUUCAGGGAGCCCAGAGCAGCUGCUUGAAAAUUGACAGCCUCCUUGAACUGCUACAGGACAGACGAAGACAACUGGACAGAUCUCUGAAGCACCAGCGCCAAGGUCUGGAGCAGGUUCUGCAGAUUUGUCUGUGGCAUCAACAAGAGAACCAGGUAACAUCCUGGUACAAGAAAAACAUCAGAGAUUAUAUUCACAAGCAAAACCUGGGCUCAUCGUUAUUGGAAAAUGAAGAGCUACUUAAAGAGCAUAAAGAAAUGGAAGUCAGAUUAAAAGAAUGGAGCUCCACUGUGGAACAACUAGAGGCUGAAGCGGUUAAGAUCUUGCUGUCAGAAGACUAUACAGAAAAAGAACACUUAAAUCUUUCAAGUCAGAAAAUCCAUCUGUUGCGAGGAGAAGUGUGUUGCCAUAUGGAAGAGAGGAAAGCCUUAUUACAAGAGGCCAAUGACUUUUUUAAUACAGCUGGCAAGGCACUUGAUGCUCUUGAGAAUUACCUUAAAAUCUUUAACUCAGAAGGCUUAAGUUUGCCUGUCCUGUCAAUGAAGUAUGAUGAAUUAAAGGAAGAAAUUAAAGGCUGCACAGCAAGUACUUUGCAAAAAGGACAAACUUUAAUUAAUAAAGCAGAUUCUCACAGCUCUUGGGUAAUAGGGAUUCAGAAAAUGAUGGAGAAUGUUAACGAAAAAGAGGAUCAACUAAUCAGACAGUGUCCACAUGACAAAGAACUCAUGUUGAAGAAGCAACAACAGACUUCCUCACUUGAACAUCAUCUAAAUAAGGUAUCACAGUCAAUUAAAAAAAUCACCUUGAUGCUUGCAGUUGAUGUAGAGAUUGGUUCCCAUCUGUCUGAGUCAGAAAGAAUUUUGAACGAACACCUUGAGCUGGCUAAUCAAAUAAAGGAAACUUCGUGUGAACUGGCAGAAGCUGAAGGAAUCAUCAAAGACAUGAAAGAGUUUGAACCUGAGCAAGUAGCAGCUUUUAAUAGCAAAACUGACUUCUUGAAUGAAGAACUGAAAAAAGCUGAAAGAAAUAUUAGUACAAAAAUAGAAAUUCUAUCAACUUAUGUGGCCUUUUUAAAGUCUUCAUUGGAGGUGAAUGACUACAUUCAAAAUCUGAAGGAAUUCUAUCAAGCAGAGCCUCUACAAACAAGCAGGGAGGCUGAAAAUAAAAACACAAUGGAGUCAGUUAAUACAAAGUGGCAAAAAUCUAUAGAGAAGUUUUUUUCCACUGAAAAUCUGGGUCGCAUUUUCCUUAACUUAGUAAAUACGGUAAAUGAAGGCUUAAUAUUAAAAGUACAAAAAUCUGUACAAGUAAUAGAAGAAACUAUUAUUAAUCUGAGUAAAGAAAUGAAAGAACUGACUGAUCUUUGGGCAGUCUGGAAUUUUAAAAUUAAUCAAGUAAAACCCAUCAAGCAACAGUGCUGGAUAUUGGAAGAGCAACUAAAUAAGACUACACAUGGGCUACAGAUUCUUCAAGAGGCACUUACGCUUGCAUCAACAGUUGACCUUGGAAGUGAUCUUUGUAUUGCCUUAGAACAACAAAAACUUAACCAAAUGAAACCACAGUUUCAGCAACUGAAUGCUGAGCUUGAGUACAUGAUGAAAUUAUUGGAGUUGCCAAGUCAGAAAGGAUUUCCUAUGAAAGAGAAUUCUGAAAGAAUAAGUGAGCUUAUUCACCUUCAUCAAAUGGUAAAGAGCACAAUGACAGAGUAUGAUGAGAUUUUCAACAAGGCACUUAAAUUCCAUCACGUUAAAAAAGAACUGGAAUGUCUAUCAAAGUCAGGAGAACUGGAUUUUCCGGAAAUAACUGUGGGCCCUGAAGAUGUGCACCAUGCCAAAGCUUACCUUUUGAAUGCUCAGAAGAAACAUAUGCAUAUCAGACAGCUUUAUAAACUGGUUAUUAACCAGGGAGUGGAUAUCUUGUCUGCAGUGCAGAAGCCUAAUUGCUUGAAUGUUUCUGUAAAGAAUCUGAAACAAGAACUUGCUCGACUUGAGUGUGACAACAUUAACUGGAGCUCCAAAGCAGAUAAGUAUGAAGAAGAACUGUCACAGCAUUUCCAAUACCAUAUCUAUCAAGAGGAGAUAAAUGAGCUUAGGGAAUCAUUUAAGGACCUCAAAAAGAAAUUCAACAAUUUGAAGUUUAACUAUACAAAGAAAACUGAAAAAGCUCGAAAUUUAAAAGCACUUAAAAUACAGAUCCAGCAAGUUGAUACGUAUCCUGAGAAAAUACAGAUUCUUAAAAAGAAGAUAGAUAAUUUAGAGAAGAGAUUAGUGGACACUGCAACAAAUGAACCCAAUGUUAGAGUCUUCCUGGGGUCGGUCAGUGAGUUACAAAAACAGCUGAAUGAUUUUGGCAUUGUUGUGGAGGAUUAUAAGCAAAAUCUGGGCCUCACGGAGCAUCUACAACUGAUGAUGGAAGAGUGUCAAUUUUGCUUUGAAGAUGUUAGUGCAACAGUCAUUAGAGUUGGCAAGUAUUCUGCAGAAUGCAAAACCAGAGAAGCAAUGGAGACUCUCUACAAGCAAUUCAAUAAAUUUAUUGAGUCUACGGUGCCUCAACAAGAAGAAAAGUUUCAGCAGAUUAUAGAUCUGGCUAAACAGUUAUACGGUUUUGAAGAAGGAAAUAAGUAUGUUGAAAAGGCUGUAUCAAAGUACAAAGAAAUCCUUAAUUCUGUUGAUGAGUUGUGUAAAUCACUGAGAGAAUUUAAGGAGAUUCAGAAAGAUGAGUUUGCUGGAGAGCUGGUUACUGUUCAAAAAGAGGGAAAUAGUCGAGAAGAAUGUGAGGACAAAGCAGAUGGAAAAAAGUAUCAGAUGGGGUCAGAUAUGUUGCUUAUAAAUUCAGAAUACGUUACUGAGAAGAGAAACAAUAUCCUGUCUCCUACCAACACUAAACAGGAGAGGAAUAAAUUGGCUGAUAUUCCAAUUAUCUGCCCAGCUGGUGAGGAUCUUGUUUCACAGGAUACAGAGCUGUCAUCUUCAGCCAAAGAGGAUAGUUUACAGACUGAAUUCCUGGCAGAAGAAAUACCCUCCGGAGAUGAAUACGAGUGUAUAUCACCUGAUGAUAUCUCUUUGCCACCACUUUCUGAGACACCAGAGUCCAAUCUCUUACAUUCUGAAACCGAGCUAGAAGAGCAACGCUGUUGUAGUUCUCGUAGUCUGCAUGCCAGUUCAUAUAGCUUGCAAAUGCAGAAAACGUCUAGUGACAAAAGAUUGAUGGAAUCAUCUGAUCUCUUAACAAAUUCUGCUUAUGCCGAUGCUACAGUUACUAGAAUGGAAAGCCCAUCAGCUCAGCUUGAGAAGUUUUGUAUCUCUUCAACAGAUUCUGGUCCAAAAGUCAGAGCAGGUUUUCCUCUGGCUAGUAGUUUACGAGCAGUAUCUGAAGCUAGCACUGCUUCCUGCACAAUAAAUGCCAAACCAGCAUACAGCACGAUGAGUGAAGUGCGCAAAACACAUUUGCAACACCUUGAAAUUCAUAAAAGCAUGGCAGAAAUGAGAGAACAAUUGCAUGACUCAAAUAACUGUACUAAAACCCAGGACAGGCUGCAUGCUUUGCCUGAUGCAUUCUCAGGUUUCGUCUUUCAAUCAGACGCCACCAGAAGCUGUCAGAGGCAGAUGGUCACCCGAGAAGAGAUUAAAAGUACAUCAGAAAAGAACAGCAUGGCCUGCCUAACUGGACAGGCACCUAACUUCUCCCAGCUUCUGUCUAAUUUAACCGUCACGGAAGGUUCUCCAGUAACUUUGGAAGUAGAAGUAACAGGAAUCCCAGAGCCUACACUGACAUGGUACAAGAAAGGCCAGAAAGUGACUGCUGAUGAGCAUUUAAAGCUUUACCAAAAGGAGACAAAGCAUGCUUUAUUCAUUCAGAAGGUGUGUGAUAACGAUGCUGGCCUCUAUGUUGCUCGGGCUAAAAAUUCUAGUGGCACUAUAUCAUCAAGUGCUAUUCUCCAUGUGCAAGUACAAGGAAAACAGCCAAAUUUCGUACAAAAAUUUGGACACACAACUCUUCAAGAAGGAGAAGAUUUAAUCCUGCAUUGCACUGUACAUGGAAAGCCCAAACCGCAUGUCUGCUGGACCAAGGAUGAUAUCCAAGUGGUAGCUGGAGAUGUCAGUACUGAGAAACUAGGAGAUAACUACUAUCUCUUAAAAAGAAAUGUAGCCCUUGCUGAUACUGGGAAGUAUAUAUGUGUUGCCAGCAAUGAAGUUGGAAAGGCACACUGUUCCGCUACAGUAACAGUAAUAGAGAAAAAUAAAAACCCAGAAAUUUCCACUGUAACUCAGGCUAAAUCAGAAUGGGAGAACGGAUGCUUCUCAGAAAAAGGGAAUGUCACUGCAGCUGAACUUGCACGAGCCCAGGACAUGUGUUGUGUGAGAGGCCAAAGGCCAGUCCCUAGGCAUCUCCCAGUAAGGUUUAAAGAAAAACUCUGGCUUCAAGGAGUGUAUCUUGAGCUUGUGAGACCACCUGAUAUUAGCUUCAGUCUGGAACAUGUUCCUGGUUUACUUCAGCCUACUGCCAAGGAUCAGAAGGUGGACUGCACCUGAUUAAUGAGGGGGUUCAUCUUGUUUUCUGUGUCCAUGUGUGAUGAGAAAAUGAAUCUUUGAGUGCUAUUUGAUGUGUAUCUAGGUUGAAAUUUAUGUUUGCUUUCUGUAUAAAUCAUUAUUAAUAAAACUCAUGCACAGCAGUUAUUAA